This is a messenger RNA of Anolis sagrei ordinatus, 3046 nucleotides long. Its product is annotated as keratin, type II cytoskeletal 6A-like. Gene Ontology annotation, biological process: keratinization; intermediate filament organization. Lineage: Eukaryota; Metazoa; Chordata; Lepidosauria; Squamata; Anolidae. The record is from RefSeq and is a predicted model, not a curated record. Gene Ontology annotation, cellular component: keratin filament. Gene Ontology annotation, molecular function: structural constituent of skin epidermis.
CAUGCAACCAAACCCAGCACCUCAAACACAUAUAAGGAGAAGUCACCCAGUCCCACAUCACAGGGGACUCUCAACCUCCUCCAACCUCUACUCUUCCCUUCUUGUUCCAUAACUUUGCCAUCCUUAUCUACUUUUCUCAAGGAGCCACAAUGAGCCGGCAAUUUAGUUCCAGAUCUUUUUCCACGAGUGGAAGAAGGGGAUAUCCUGUUUCAGGCAGUGGAUUCAGGGUGUGCAAUGGCUCAACUUCCAUGGUUCCAGUCGGAGGAGUGGGAGCUUUCUCUGGUGGCUUUGGCAGCAGAAGUCUUCACAGCCUCGGUGGAAGCAAGAGGAUAUCCAUGGGCAUAGUUUCAGGUGGUGGAGGAGGUGGAGGUUACUUUGCAGGUGGUGUCUGUGGAAGAAACCUUGGCAGUGGUCUAGGAUUCAGCAGUUUUAGCACAAGUUAUGGAGGUCUAGGAAGUGGGGUAGGCUUUGGUGGUGGUGCAUGCUUAGGAGGUGGCAUUGCCCUUGGAAGUGGUGUUGGACAGGUUGGUCCUGCUGGAAGUUUUGGUGGUGGAGGAUAUGGCCCUUCAGGCCCAGGUUCCUUACCAGCACCAGGACGCAUCCAUAAUGUUGUUGUUAACAAGAAUCUACUGGCUCCUCUGCGUGUGGAGGUUGAUCCAGAUAUUCAGAGGGUCCGGACGCAGGAGCGAGAACAAAUCAAGACCCUCAACAACAAAUUUGCCACUUUCAUUGACAAGGUGAGAUUCCUUGAGCAACAGAACAAAGUAUUGGAGACCAAGUGGGACUUGCUAUACCAGCAGGGAACUCCAGCUCUGAGAGACAAUCUGGAGCCACUUUAUGAAGCUUACAUUGACACCCUUCGAAGGCAGUUUGAGAGCCUCACCAAUGACAAGAAUCACCUGGAUAUAGAAUUGAAGAACACACAAGAGCUGGUUGAGGAUUUCAAGAGCAAGUACGAGGAUGAAAUUAACAAACGUACAGCUUGUGAAAAUGACUUUGUGGUGCUCAAAAAAGAUGUGGAUGGCUCCUACAUGCACAAGAUAGAUCUGGGAUCCAAGGCUGAUUCCUUGACUCAACACAUUCAGUUCUUAAGAGCACUCUUUGAGACAGAAUUGUCUCAGGUCCAAUCCCAGGUUAGAGAUACCAAUGUUGUUCUACAAAUGGACAACAAUCGAGAUCUGGAUCUCAAUGGCAUCAUCGCUGAAGUCAGAGCCCAAUAUGAAGAUAUUGCCAACAGAAGCAGAAAUGAGGCAGAAACUUGGUAUCAAAGCAAGUAUCAAGAACUUCAAACCACAGCUCAGAAACACUGUGAUGAACUGAAAACCACCAAAGAUGACAUUGCAGAGAUGAGUCGGAUUGUCCACAAACUUCGUGCAGAAAUUGAAAUAGUGAAGAAAGCGGUUAAUGGUCUGCAGUCAUCCAUUGCAGAAUCUGAACAACGUGGAGAGAUAGCCCUCAAAGAUGCUCAGAAAAAGCUGCUUGACUUGCAGACCGCCUUAACAGCCUCAAAGGAUGAACUGGCUCGUCUACUGCGUGACUACCAGGAACUGAUGAAUGUGAAGUUGGCUUUGGAUGUAGAGAUUGCAACUUACAGGACCCUGCUGGAGGGGGAGGAGAGCAGGAUGUCAGGUGAAUGCCCAACCCCUGUAAACAUCUCUGUGAUCAGCAGUUCCAGCACCAUCAGUGGUGGCGGUGGAGGAGGCGGAUACAGUGUUGGAGGAGGAAGUGGAUACGGCAUUGGAGGAGGAAGUGGAAUGAGCCUUGGUGGAGGGGGAGGGGGAUAUGGUCUAGAAGGGGGAAGCGGACUGAGCCUUGGUGGAGGGGGAGGCGGCUAUGGUGUAGGAGGAGGAAGUGGAAUACGCCUUGGUGGAGGAAGUGGCAGUGGACACAUUAGUACUGGUGGAGGAAAAAUCAGCCGGUUUAGCAGUGGAGGCAGCCUGAGUGGUUCAGGCAACAUCGCUAGUGGAGGAUACAGCUAUGGAGGGAGCAGCUCAGGCAUGAAGAUCUUGCCAACCACAAGCUCCUUCAGCAGAAUAAGCAGCUAAAGUUCUGUUUUUAAAAAGUUGUGCUAUUCUUACUUUAAGAAACAACAAAAAUGUCCUACAAUUACAAAACUUGACAUUAUUUAACUCAGAGAUAUCUACUAAUAAUUUCCCCAAGUACAAUAUUUCCUCAACAGAGAUAUCAUUUAAAAUAUUUCAUAUGCCAUUAGAGUGUUAACUAUGGCCCACUCUAAGCCAACAGAUAUGUUUGUUUGGGCACCUUUGUACCAUUUCAAACUCAAGAUGGAGAAUGGUGUACUGGUGUCUUUCCUCAGCUAAAUUGGGGGGGGGGGGGGGGUGUUCCUUGCACAUACAAAGCCAGUUAGUAAGAAGGCUGUCUAUAGUAUUUCUCCCUUACAGGCUGAUUUUGUGAUGUAUAAGCACUGCUCAUUUCCUAAUAACAGAGCAACAGGUAUCCACCUACAGACACUGAAAUGGCACAGGCUAUUCUGAUUGUAUGUGGUUUUAGCUGUUUCUGAUCAAUUCAGCUGGACACCAAGCCACAUAACAAUGCAGAUGGGGAAAUGCAUCUUCAUGAUUCUGUAAUAUUUUCAGAUGUUAACGUUUUAUCUAUUAAUAUCAUGUUGGCUCCAAGGUCAUUAUAAAGUUGCUCAACUCUUCAGCAAACGGUAGCAUAGUUUGUUUGAGGAUUUCUGUUUCUUUAUUUUGUCCCUAACUACAAAAGGACAGCACUACAAACUUUUUAUAACAAAAGAGAAAAGGAUGCUGACUUGUAACUAAAGCAGAAAAAAGCCCCAAUAGCACAAGAAAAAAAAGUGUUGUUUCUGAAAACUCCAAUGUACUUACAAAUGUUUUAUUGUAAACAGUUUUACAGUUCACAUAGGUUUUAAAGCAGCUUUUGUUCCUAUUCAAGUGUUACAUAUUGCUAACAACGAGCAACAGCUCAAUCAUCCAACCAAUUCAUUGUCUGUUUCAUGUAUCUGAUAUAAUAAUCUCUUGUCAAUAAAAAAAAAUCAUACUACAAUAAACCUGUUAGUUUUUAA